ACCAAACAGAACCGUGCCAUCACCACUUGUAGCAGUGUGUGUAGUGUGACGAGGAUCAGAUACGUCCUCCAGCGUUCUAAGUUUAAGACGUGGCGAUUACAUCACCCUUUUAGUGUUUACGUAAGGCAUUUAAAUAAUAAUUUAACAAUAUUUUGAUACAUUUGGACUGGUUACGGGUUAACAGAAGACAAAUGUAGUGCGUGAAUAUAAUGAUAUUUGCAAAUAUACACUGAUCGUCAGCCAGCCUACGAGAUGUGGGAUUGUGUGAGGGUGAACUUAUCUGCGGCCACUGACACGGUCUGGGCGGCACUGCGAUGGUUAACAUUAGCCCUGGUGGAGUGGACGCUGGCGGUGGUGUACGGGGUGUUGAUGUUGGGUAAGCUUGUGUGGGCGUGGUCCAGGGGCGCCCUCCACCCCCCGUUUGUGCGUGUCGUGCCUCCCCAGUGCCUCCAUGACCCCCUCCUCGGCAGACACAAGUUCAUCAAGCUGCAGAACAUGAAGCUUCACUACGUGGAGGCAGGAAGCCCCUUCAACCCGCUGCUGGUGAUGAUCCACGGGGCUCCUGACUUCUGGUUCACCUGGAGGAGACAGAUUCCCGCCCUCAGCCACGACUACUGGGUGGUGGCGGUGGACAUGAGGGGUUGUGGUGACUCGGACACGCCGCGCCUCAGGACUCAGUACACCACCGCCCUCCUGGCUGACGACGUUGCCCAUCUUAUCAGGCUCCUGGGUCAGACGAGCGCUCACCUGAUGUGUGCAGGUGUAGGAGGACAGGUGGGGUGGCACAUGUGUUACCACUACCCUCAGCUGGUGUCUAAGAUGGUGCUCAUCCACUGUCCUCAUCCAUACGUCAUCCGCCAUAUGGUUAACACCCUCUGGAUGAACUAUUACAAAUCCUGGUACUUGUGGUUCGUGCGGCUGCCCUUCUUACCUGAGAUGGCGGCGCAGGUGAACGACGUGGGCUUGGUGGACCGACUGUUCAGCUCCCUAGUGAAGAACAAGACCAUCACGGAGGAGGAACUUGAGGCCUACAAGUUCACCUUUUCUAGGAGAGAGGACUGGACGGGCCCCCUACACCACCUCCGUCAGUUGGACCUGAGGAGGCCAAGAGAGGAUGAACCCUCUCCUGACGUCAUCACCAAGCCCAUCCUCCUCAUCAUGGGCGACAGUGACCACCUACUUCCCAUAGACACUGCCUACCGCUCUGCAGAGUACGUCGAGAGGAUCACCAUCAAGCCAAUACCUGGAGGAGUUUAUCUGUCUCACCUGAGCCACGCUUCACAGGUGAACCAGAUGGUGGGGGAGUUCCUGAGGGAGAUGCCCUGGAGGCCCCUGUCCCCACUGGAGACCCCACAAAGCUCCUCUCUCGUGGGGCGUGUGAUGGGGGCGAGUCUGGCUGCCGUCACCUCUACUGUCAGUAAGACCUCGGGGGCGCUGGAUAUGACCAAAUCACUACCGGGCGGCUUCAUGAACAUGGCACAAGCGUCCUUCAAGGUGGCAGAGUCUAAGUUAGGGCUGGAGAACCUCUACUAACCUCGACCCGACGUAUAUGUAUGUAUGUGUGCGUGUGUGUAUAUAUAUGUACAUGUACAUGUAUAUGUGUAAUAUAUAUGUAU
Messenger RNA from Homarus americanus (American lobster), 1616 nucleotides. RefSeq names its product epoxide hydrolase 4-like. The record is from RefSeq and is a predicted model, not a curated record. NCBI's taxonomy places the organism in Eukaryota, Metazoa, Arthropoda, Malacostraca, Decapoda, Nephropidae. Bases 253 to 1533 code for a protein of 426 amino acids. The transcript has 9 exons. Gene Ontology annotation, molecular function: hydrolase activity.